AUGGCCAUCCAAAUUCCCAUCGACGCGAUUACCUCGCGUUUCGGCGACCGCUUCAACAGCAUCCGCAGCCAGUCCGUGAGCAGCCGCUUCGCCAACCUGCGCCCGGUCUCCGAAUUCCUCGACCUCAAGCGCCUGUCCAAACCCGCCAACUUUGGUGAAGUCCAAAGCCGCGUCAACUACAACCUCGGCUACUUCUCCAGCAACUAUGCCGUCGUCUUUGUCAUGCUCAGCAUCUACAGCCUGCUGACCAACUGGACCCUCAUGUUCCUGAUUAUCUUUGUCAGCGCUAGUCUCUAUGGAAUUGGCAAGCUCAACGGCCGUGACCUAGACCUGGGCUUCCGCCGCUUCAACACCUCGCAGCUGUACACGGCCCUGCUCUGCGUCGCUCUGCCCAUGGGCUUCUUGGCGUCUCCUUUCACGACCAUCCUGUGGCUGAUUGGCGCCACCGGUGUGACCGUCUUUGGCCAUGCCGCGAUGAUGGACAAACCGAUCGAGAAUGCUUUUUCCGAGGAGGCGGUCUAG
Penicillium daleae is the source of this 522-nucleotide messenger RNA. Its product is annotated as putative COPII vesicles protein Yip3. Gene Ontology annotation, cellular component: Golgi apparatus. The transcript has a single exon. Bases 1 to 522 code for a protein of 173 amino acids. The record is from RefSeq and is a predicted model, not a curated record. Lineage: Eukaryota; Fungi; Ascomycota; Eurotiomycetes; Eurotiales; Aspergillaceae.